This is a messenger RNA of Acanthosepion pharaonis, 948 nucleotides long. The record is from the annotation of a GenBank genome assembly. Lineage: Eukaryota; Metazoa; Mollusca; Cephalopoda; Sepiida; Sepiidae.
AUGGAAAGAAAAAGUGAAUUGUGUAAUUUGCCUGGCUACGGACUUAUUGAUGUACUCUCUUUCAGUCGUGAAGAGAGUCAAAUGCCGCUUUUUCAUGUUCACUCUUCUCCCGAAGCACAAUUUCUCCGAUUCCUUUCUGUAAAUCGAUCUCUGACUCAACGACUUUAUUUCGCAACUUCUUUCUCGCUUAACGUCUUUCUUUCUAUACUGAUUCUUUCUUCCUUGUCCCUAAUUAUUUUUGUUUUCGUUUUAACAAUCUCAACUUCAUUCUCCCUAUCUAUCUAUCUAUCUAUCUAUCUAUCUACGUGGGCUUGUUUCUAUCGCAGUUGCUUCCUUUAUCUUGUUUCUGUCAACCUCAAGUUGAUACUAGCUCUCUUAACAUGUUUAUAUUUAUCGCAACUUUAUUUUUUUAACGUGUUUCUUUAUUUCUAUCAGUCACAACUUGAUUCUUGUUUCUCUCUCAUUCUAGUAAUCUAUCUGUCUUUAUCUUGUGUUUGCUAUCUAUCUAUCUAUCUAUCUAUCUAUCUAUCUAUCUAUCUAUCUAAAUUAGUUAUAUUCACCACUUUCCUUUGCGUUUUAUAUUUUUCUUUCUUUUUCAACUUGUUUUUUGACCAAUCUGAACUUGAUUCUAUCUAUCUAUCUAUCUAUCUAUCUAUCUAUCUAUCUAUCUAUCUAUCUAUCUAUCUAUCUAUCUCAGUUUCUUCAUCUAUCUAUCUAUCUAUCUAUCUAUCUAUCUAUCUAUCUAUCUAUCUAUCUCAGUUCCUUCAUCUAUCUAUCUAUCUAUCUAUCUAUCUAUCUCAGUUCCUUCAUCUAUCUAUCUAUCUAUCUAUCUAUCUAUCUAUCUAUCUAUCUAUCUAUCUCAGUUCCUUCAUCUAUCUAUCUAUCUAUCUAUCUAUCUAUCUAUCUAUCUAUCUAUCUAUCUAUCUAUCUAAGAUUGUUCAUAUCUAA